Messenger RNA from Pectinophora gossypiella (pink bollworm), 1158 nucleotides. RefSeq names its product alpha-(1,3)-fucosyltransferase C-like. NCBI's taxonomy places the organism in Eukaryota, Metazoa, Arthropoda, Insecta, Lepidoptera, Gelechiidae. The coding region runs from base 1 to 1158 and encodes 385 amino acids. Gene Ontology annotation, molecular function: alpha-(1->3)-fucosyltransferase activity. The transcript is spliced from 2 exons. The record is from RefSeq and is a predicted model, not a curated record. Gene Ontology annotation, cellular component: membrane.
AUGAAGAAAGUGCAAAGCAAGAUUCAAGCUCUACGCAACCCAGAGGUCGUUGGGCCGUACAAGAAACACGAAGUAUUGAACCUAAAGUACAUUCUUCUUUGGACAAUACAGGGCCAAGAAAACCCUUUUGGAGAAGGACAAACGCCAUUCGUCGAAAAUGACUGUUUGUAUCAAAAUUGCUACAUGACAACAAACAAAGAGUUACUCGAUGAUCUGACAAAAUAUAAUGCUGUUGUUAUCAACGUUACAGACAUAAAAAGGUGGAAAAAAACAAAUUUGCCUCAGAAGCGUUCUCCUGACCAGAAAUACGUGCUGUAUGCAAGAGAAUCGUCAUAUGAUGUCACCAUCUGCAACGCGCAGGCCGACUCUUAUUUCAACUGGACGUGGUCAUACAAGUUGUACUCUGAUAUCUUCAGUCCAUUUAUAGAGGUGCGGGAUAAGAAAGGGAAUUUCAUUGCACCAAGCACAGAAGUUUCUUGGAGAAGAAUGAAUGAUCCUGUGGAUGGAAGCAGUUUCGGCGAAAAGAAGAAAAAGGCUAUUGUGUAUGUUAUGAAAAAAUGCAGGGACACAGCAGAGAAAAUCCAUCAUCAUGAAGCUAAGAAGCUGCGUAAAGCAUUGAAGUCAGAGAAUUUGGAAUUUGAUAUGUACGGUUGCAAAGACCGGCCGUGCCCUAACGAUGAUUGUACUAAGUUGAUCAAAGAUAAUUAUUAUUUCUACUGGGUCGAUGAAGGUAGUUUUGCAGAAGAUUACGUGACAGAUGACAUAUUGAAGGCGUAUGACGCUGGUGUGGUGCCUAUCGUGCUGGGCAUAGUCGAUUAUACUAAGUUCCUGCCAACAGGUUCCUAUAUCAACGCUGCGUCCAUGACCACCAAGAACUUGGCUGCUCUUCUCUUUUACAUUCUACGUAAUCCUACCGUGUAUUACGGGUUCUUCCGAUGGAAACAGUACUAUACCAUUCGAAGACCACCACCUAACAAGGGAGUAUGUCAACUUUGCAGUCUUCUGAACAACCAGAGGAUCGUGCAACGCCACGUCCACUAUGAACUUCUUAGAAAGUGGUGGUAUCCCGGAGACCUUGAUAAGAGAUGCAUGAAAAUCCGUCAUUUACCUGAAAAUAAUACUUUAGAUUAUACUAAUGAAACUCGUUAUUUGUUAUAG